CUACUGUAACCACACUUGUCAUCCGAACCCGAUUCUCUCCUCGCCACACUACGCAUCAGUCAACAACCUCUCAACGAUGACACAGAUCCCACAUGGCAUGGACCAAGGUAUCUAUCAAGUCUGUGGACGCUGGAAUCCGACCAAACCAGCACCACGCCAUUGACAUGGACGGCCCAGCGGCGCGGGCUGUAGACCCGACAUGUCAGGUGGCCGCGCAUCGCGAGGCAAAGGGCGGCGGUUAUGUUAAGUACGGUGCGCCCGCCGGAACCGCCGCCUCAAUAAAAUCCACUCGCCGCGCCGCGCCGCGCCCGCCUCCCCCCACACACACAACCGCCGCGCCGCGCCCCAAGAAAACGCCCAGAAUUCCCAUGGACGCCGCCGCCGGCGGCCACGGGGGAGCCGCGGAGGCGGAGGCUGGUCUCGACGACGCGGACGCCGUCUUCGUCUCCCGGCGCGGGCACCGCUGCUGCGGAUGCUUCUGGGCGCCGCCGUGGCCUUCGUCGUCGUCGUCGUCUCCGCAAGCCCGCAACGCGGACGAGUGGUGGCACGGCGUCGGGGAAGGAGGGGCGGCGAGGCUGCGGUGGUGGCGGCGCGGGGUGGACGCACUCAUGAAGGUGCGGGAGUGGUCGGAGCUGGUGGCCGGCCCGCGGUGGAAAACCUUCAUCCGGCGGUUCCGGCGCAGCCCCCGCCACGGCGGCGCGGGAGGAGGCGGAGGAGGGCGGACGCUCAACUACGACCCGCUCAGCUACGCGCUCAACUUCGACGAGGGCCACGGCGCCAGCUCCGAGGGCGACCACGCGGGCUACCGCGACUUCUCUGCGCGCUUCGUCGCGCCGCCGGGCUCCGCCAAGUCGUCCAUGGACCUCUGCGGCCGCGACGCGCCGCAGCCCUUCCACCACCACCACCACCACCCGCAGCCGCUGCCGCACUCCCCGCGCCCGCACCCAGCCGCCGCGAGGGGUUGACCGCUGACGUCGACGCGGCACCGGCGCAACCGACGGCUUGGCUGGCUCUGUCAGUAAUGGGGCGGUGGAGGCGAUAAGGGAGGACGUCCCUUUCUUUCUCCUGGGCUCGUUGUUUUUGCCUGCGGAUGGUGUCGAUAUUUUCUUCUGGACUUCUAUUUUUCUUGUUUUGCUUGUCAUAUGUAAAAUACUCCAUAGAAUACUAUAUCGUCCAAAAUUGUCACCAUAAUCGCAGAAAAUUGUCCAUUCUUUGACUUAGAGGAAGAGAUGAGACAAAUACAGUAUUAUGGUUUAUGAUCAUACAUGUUGAGAUACUGCAAA
Molecule: messenger RNA, 1283 nt
Organism: Phragmites australis (common reed)
Lineage: Eukaryota; Viridiplantae; Streptophyta; Magnoliopsida; Poales; Poaceae
Exons: 1
Coding region: 93-965 (290 amino acids)
Source: RefSeq, a predicted model, not a curated record